AUGACAGUGACCCUUUCCAGUGACAAUGAGGAUCAGAAGUUCUCUGAUGACAAAGUAUCCAAGUUUGUACCAGGAAAAUCAGUUACGGUAUGCUUCUGGAAAAUCAACAGAUUGUACUCCUCUACUCAUGUUCUCCUUAAUGUCAUUGGCAACAAUCCUCAGCUAACAUGGUCCAGAGGAAGGAGCACAACAGAGAAGGAACUUCUGCUCGUGGAAUUAGAAGGAAAAGGGGGUGAAGCUAUGUGGAUGUGGCUAACUCUGCUUUUUUUCCGUGUGCUCUGCAUGGAAACUGGCCUAACGAAAAUGGCAAGCAAAGUGAACAACUUCUCAUUUAGUGGAUUAUGGCAAAGGUUGAAGACGCAAGCUGAACAGGAGAGUGCUGUCAGUCGGAGGAUGCCAUCUGGAUCGGAUGCGGCCCUCACAGGACGACACCACGCAUCUAGAUGCUGCCAUGUAUUACAUGGGGCCUUGGGCAAGAGGGAGUAUGAAGUUCAAGCUGUGGUUCAAGGUGCACUGGGAAUGGACUACGUGAUCAAGAGGCGAGAUGGUGAAUGGGGGUUAUCAGAGGCCUACCUCACGUGGGCACCAGCACAGAUGUCCCCUUUUCUGAAGCAAAGCCCUAUCUUCUACAGCAGUGUAAAGUCAGACAGGCAGAGGCUGAGCGCUCCGCACAGCGAGGCCCACCUGGCAGCGCCGAGGAGCCCCUGGCGGGAGCGGCCUCGAGACCCCGCCGCAGGAAGUGACCAAGUUCACUCCUGACACGCCCUAGAUACUGCCUGGCGCAUAGCCAGGGGCUCUGUGAUGACAGCUGUGUGGCUGCUGGUGGCUACCGUCUACUACUUCAGGAGGCUGCGUUGGUAUUUAGGACACCGGCUGAAAUGGUGGAUGGGCUACCUGCAGAGAAAUUUCAAAAGGAACCUCAGUGUGGAGGCCGAGGUUGAUUUGCUCAGUUAUUGUGCAAGAGAAUGGAAAGGAGAAGCACCCCGGGCCAAGCUGAUGCGGAAGGCUUAUGAGGAGCUGCGGAGGCACCACACUAAAUGUGUUCGACAAGUAAAGAGAGAUAAUUACGAUGCUCUGAGGUGGGUGUUGUCUCAGAUAUUCAACCAAGGCCUUUCUUUUCCAUCCUGGAUGAAGGAAAAGGACAUUGUUAAACUUCCUGAAAAACUGUGGCUUUACCAAUGUUGUAAUUGGAUCCAGCAAUACAGUUUUGGUCCUGAGAAGUACACAGGUUCAAACGUGUUCAGAACGUUACCUAAAUGUCUGAAACUGCUGAAAAUGCAGUGGAUUGAAUUUAGUGGUAUUAGGGAUUAUCACAGGAGAGGAAGCAUGUGCAACAUCCUUUUUUCUGACACCAUCUUGGAGUACAAGCUUUAUGAAGCUUUAAAGUUCAUCAUGCUGUAUCAAGUCACUGAAGUUUAUGAGCAAAUGAAGACUAACACGAUCAUUCCGAGUCUUUCCAGACUCCUGUUUUCUAGAGAGACGUCGUCAGACCCUUUGAGCUUCAUGAUGAAUCACCUGAAUGCUGUGGGUGACACGUGUGGACUAGAGCAGAUUGAUAUGUUUAUACUGGGUUACUCCGUUGAAGUGAAGAUGAAAGUGUUCCGAUUGUUCAAUUCCAAAUACUUCGCAGUGUGUUAUCCACAGGAGCCUCUCAGGGAGUGGCCAGAGAUCUCCCUGCUGACUGAAAAUGACCAUCACUAUCACAUUUCUGUCUUUUAA
Octodon degus (degu) is the source of this 1719-nucleotide messenger RNA. Its product is annotated as inactive ubiquitin thioesterase FAM105A-like. Lineage: Eukaryota; Metazoa; Chordata; Mammalia; Rodentia; Octodontidae. Gene Ontology annotation, cellular component: cytoplasm. The record is from RefSeq and is a predicted model, not a curated record. Gene Ontology annotation, molecular function: cysteine-type deubiquitinase activity. Gene Ontology annotation, biological process: protein linear deubiquitination.